AUGCUGGUGCUGAGCGCACCCUGCCUCCAGCCCCCAGCGCUGCCCUCCGCUGAGGCCAUGGAGGACCCUCCCCCUCGGACAGGCCGGUCCCCAGAACCCGGACCUUCCUCCUCCACAGGAUCUCCCCAGACCUCGUCCCCUCUGAGGCCCAAUCACUACCUGCUCAUUGACACCGAGGGCGUCCCGUACACGGUGCUGGUGGACGAGGAGGCUCAGAGGCAGCCCGGGGCUGAUGGGGCUGCCGCUCAGAAAAAGUGCUACAGCUGUCCCGUGUGCUCCCGGGUCUUCGAGUACAUGUCUUACCUGCAGCGACACAGUAUCACCCACUCGGAGGUGAAGCCCUUUGAGUGCGACACCUGUGGGAAGGCAUUCAAGCGGGCCAGCCACCUGGCGCGGCACCACUCCAUUCACCGGGCGGGUGGUGGGCGGCCUCACGGCUGCCCGCUCUGCCCUCGCCGAUUCCGCGAGGCCGGCGAGCUGGCCCAGCACAGCCGCGUUCACUCCGGGGAGCGCCCGUUUCAGUGCCCGUACUGCCCGCGCCGAUUUAUGGAGCAGAACACACUGCAGAAGCACACCCGCUGGAAGCAUCCCUGAGCCUGGUUGCGGAGAACCCUGGUACCCUGGGAUCUGGGGGAGCCUGGACUCCUGUCGUCCUCAGACACUCAGAGAGCACCCAAAGCUGGCUUUCUGGGCCCUAGACACAAGCACAGACCCACCUGUUGUGGGGGCGGAGCCCUGAGGAAGGAGGCGCUCAGGAGGAAUCUUCCAGUCCUGUGCUUUGGAGACAAGAUGGGAACAAGACCUCACAUUGACCGAGUGGAGUCCUCUAGCCUCUGUGACAUCAGAAAUUCCAAGCUGAGCCCUGACAGGGGAGUGUGGGGGAGACCACUGGGCGUGGAAAUUCUCUGGCCUGAAAGUGGCUGGGGGCCAU
This is a messenger RNA of Molossus molossus (Pallas's mastiff bat), 931 nucleotides long. It is a transcript of the gene ZNF581, whose product is annotated as zinc finger protein 581. Gene Ontology annotation, molecular function: DNA-binding transcription factor activity, RNA polymerase II-specific; RNA polymerase II transcription regulatory region sequence-specific DNA binding. Gene Ontology annotation, biological process: regulation of transcription by RNA polymerase II. The transcript has a single exon. NCBI's taxonomy places the organism in Eukaryota, Metazoa, Chordata, Mammalia, Chiroptera, Molossidae. The record is from RefSeq and is a predicted model, not a curated record. Gene Ontology annotation, cellular component: nucleus. The coding region runs from base 1 to 594 and encodes 197 amino acids.